This is a messenger RNA of Oryzias melastigma (Indian medaka), 1800 nucleotides long. RefSeq names its product 2-epi-5-epi-valiolone synthase. Gene Ontology annotation, biological process: antibiotic biosynthetic process. The record is from RefSeq and is a predicted model, not a curated record. NCBI's taxonomy places the organism in Eukaryota, Metazoa, Chordata, Actinopteri, Beloniformes, Adrianichthyidae. Gene Ontology annotation, molecular function: 3-dehydroquinate synthase activity. The transcript is spliced from 5 exons. The coding region runs from base 327 to 1649 and encodes 440 amino acids.
AUUUUUUUGUAACUGAAAGUAAUCCAAAGCCAUUUUUCUUUAAAUAUCUUUUAAAGACAAUGCGCUAAAGUUAACUUUUACAGCUAUACUAUGUAAAACAGUGUAACUCAGUGAGCUUUUAUUUCAUUUUGACAGCCUUCUAUCACUCCGUGUAAGGUCAGACUGAGUACAGAACAAGUGCUGUAAGUAAUUAUUCAGCCUGACAGUCGGGGGGAUUGAGUGUGGGGGCUUGAUUCCAUUCACUACAGGAACCCCUGUAGGUCACUUCAUGACACGUUUACAGGGCGGGCCGAGGGCCUUUUGGCACGCAGCGAUUCUGGAAGAGCAUGAAUUCCGAUAAUUCACAUCUGUUCAAUCUGGUCCAAGUGAAGGGAACGUGGAUCCGGCAAAAUGAGCAGGACCGAGUGCAGGAGGGAAAGUGGUCAGAUGCUAAAAUCUAUGAGGACAAGUCCAAGCAUGGAGUUUCAUGGACGGUUGUCAGCCCAGUUGUGUUCACCUACAGAGUUGUCCAGUGCCAAAACAUUCUGGACCCCGAGAACGACACCCUGCUCUGGGGUCACCUGGGAUCCCAUCAAAGAGCUGUCGGCAAAUCCAAACCCAUCAAGCGUUUUGUUGUCAUUGAUGAAACUGUGAACCGGCUGUACGGCUCUCAGGUCACUCGGUACUUUGAGGCCAGAAAGGUCAUUCACAAGAUUCUUCCUCUUCCGACAACUGAGGAGAACAAGAGUAUGGAGCUGGUGACCGCGAUCCUGGAGGCUGUUCACCAGUUUGGCAUCGACCGGCGCUCCGAGCCCAUCAUCGCCAUCGGGGGAGGGGUCUGUCUGGACGUGGUGGGUCUGGCAGCUUCUCUGUACCGCCGGAGGACUCCAUACAUCCGGGUUCCCACCACCUUGCUGUCGUACGUCGAUGCCAGCGUGGGAGCGAAGACGGGGGUCAACUUUGCUGGGGGGAAAAACAAGCUGGGGAGUUACGUGCCGCCAGCGGCGACCUUCUUGGACUGCGCUUUCUUUCAAACCCUGCCCCAGCGUCAGAUCUCCAACGGGCUGGCAGAGAUGUUGAAGAUGGCUCUGAUGAAGCACAGGGGCCUUUUUCGGCUGCUGGAGGCUAACGGUAAGGAGCUGCUGUUCGCCAAGAUGCAGCCCUUGGAGUCCCGCGAAAGCUCCGAACAAGAAGACGCAGCUUCAGCGGCUCGACGCAUCGCUAUAGAAACCAUGCUGGAGGAAUUGGCCCCCAACCUGUGGGAGGAUGACCUGGACCGGCUGGUGGACUUCGGUCACCUUAUCAGCCCGGAGUUAGAAAUGAGAGUUUUGCCCACGCUGCUUCAUGGGGAGGCUGUCAACAUCGAUAUGUCCUUUAUGGUAUAUGUGGCCCAUACUAAGGGACUCCUGACAGCAGACGAGAAGGAUCGCAUCCUCGCUUGUAUGUUGGGUCUCCAGCUGCCUGUGUGGCACCAAGACUGCACUCUAGCUUUGGUGCAGAAAUCUCUCCAAGAGCGGAUGAGGCACUCGGCCGGCUCUCUGAGGAUGCCUCUUCCUACAGGGAUUGAAAAAGUAGAAAUCUUUCAUGACAUGAUUGAGGACGGCGUUCUUCAUCAAGCUUACCAAAGAUGGACAGAUGAGCUCUCCUGCCAUUCUGAACAGCAAACAUGAAGGUUUACAUCACAGCCAUGCCGACUGGAAUUUAACCCCCCAAUAUGUCAUUAUAAAAAUGGAGCAGGAAUGAAUAACGUGAGUUUUGUUGCAUUCAUCCAGACGUUCAAAGAAAAAGAAGAAAAUAAUUUAAACUUAAAAAAAAAAAAAA